Messenger RNA from Lolium rigidum, 1686 nucleotides. RefSeq names its product protein DGS1, mitochondrial-like. The record is from RefSeq and is a predicted model, not a curated record. Lineage: Eukaryota; Viridiplantae; Streptophyta; Magnoliopsida; Poales; Poaceae. The coding region runs from base 1 to 1686 and encodes 561 amino acids. The transcript is spliced from 12 exons. Gene Ontology annotation, cellular component: mitochondrial outer membrane.
AUGGCGACCACGCCGCCGAAGCAGAACCCUAAUUCAGGUGACCCGAGCGAGGCCGUUAACUCUGCUGCUGCCUCAGCUCCGGCGGCGCCCGUUCGCAUAUGGACCUCCCUCUUCGCCGGCCCGCCUCCGAGCAAGGAUACCAGACUCCUCGCCGCCGUUUCCGACCACCAUCGACGCCUCUUCCGGGGCCGCCGCAGCCGACUCCCUACUCUCCCACUACCCAUCUACCGUCCCCCGAUUCAGGAUACCGAUGAGAUGGCGAUAGCUCGUGCCAUCUUAGAAGAUAUUGUGCACCACACUCUGUCUAGUUUGCAUACUAUUCAGGAAACCUUACUCUAUUGGCAGUCGAGAGCUGAGGAAACAAGAUUACAGAGAAUGUAUUUUAUGGCAUGUCAAAGAGGUCCCAGAGCCUUUGUUGAAGCAGCAUGCGGAAUGCUGUCUAGACUCAGGAGCAAUACGAGUCCUUUCCCGUACCUUUUAAACUCUGCGAAUUGUAUGCUGACUACAAAACGUGCUCGCCUGAAAAGCAUGAAACGCUGCUUGGCAGCUUUUCUUGCUGAGGUUUAUUCAGAAGUUAGUGAACACAUGGAAGGGUCACCUGAAAGUUCCGAUAAAUCGCUGCAUACACUAUUCAUUCUUUUGAACAGGGCCUUCCCCAAACUGGAGGCAUCACUUAGAAAUGCUAGUGAGGGGGAAGCCGCAUUAUUUACACAUGAUGGAAACUCAUCUGAACUUCUCUUUGAAAGAUUGCCUGAAGUUGAUGUUGAGAGUUCACAGUGGACAGAGGCCUUAUCAACGGAUGCUAUAGGUUUGAUCUACCAAAAUCUAAAGAAACUAGAUAGUUUUGUUUCCUCUCAGUUUUCAGGCCUACAAAAACCAAGCAAUUUGACUGUAUACUGGAUACCCUACACAUGUGGGGCAAUUGGCCUCUCUGCAUGUUCUGUAUGGCUUUUACGCCAUAGCAACUUAAUGGGAAGUUCUGAUAUGAACAAUUGGACUCAGUGUGGGAAGGAGUUGGUCGCUAGAUUUCGGGAUAAGCAUGUUGAGAAACCAAUUAUUCCCCUUAAAGAGCUCUUCCAGACAUUCAAACGAACAGAUGAACUUGCAAUGGAGCAAGAGAUCCAACAAACUGACAGAUCAUUGCGCAGGAUGUUGUUUGCCUUUUGUGAAAAAAAUUCACUUGAAAAGCUGCCCCAAGAUGUAUCAACACAAGUGCUGGUGGGGACUGCCACGAAGAGAUAUGUGGAGGAAUCAAUUCAUCCAAUUCAAAAUGAGUUCAGUGAAGGAUUAGCAAAUGUCAUGCUUCUGAAGGACCGAAGAGGCAGGAUUGCACGGCAUGAGCGGAAACUACUUCUCAUUGGAAUAGACCAAAUGCUUAUGAAGUCUCGGAAAUGCAUGGUCAAUGGAAUGGAGAAAGAGGCAAGCUGUAAUUUCGGGUUGAUACUGUACAAUCUGGAUAGUUUAUACAAAGGUGUUGAGUCGGAUGCCAGACGAACAGGGGAAUGGUCAAGCGUGAGAGAAGAUAUAGUUGUACUGACAAAGCCUCAUCUGGGAAUGGAAGACCAGCUGUUUGCUCUUUCACGUCUGCAGGACAUGUAUGCCUGCAUAUUCCAGUCCCCGUGCCCAGGAUCUGCUUACCACCAACUGCAGCUACUCAGAUCAGAGAGCGACGAUAUUCAAACUUGA